Myxocyprinus asiaticus (Chinese sucker) is the source of this 4068-nucleotide messenger RNA. RefSeq names its product FERM domain-containing protein 5-like. Gene Ontology annotation, cellular component: cytoskeleton. Bases 130 to 1851 code for a protein of 573 amino acids. The transcript has 14 exons. Lineage: Eukaryota; Metazoa; Chordata; Actinopteri; Cypriniformes; Catostomidae. The record is from RefSeq and is a predicted model, not a curated record.
GAGGAUAAUGACGGGGAGCAAUGACUCAAAAGGGCUUCUGAUUACCGAGAAUGGUCUAUCUGGCAUGUCUGCAAUGAGUGACAUGUUGCGCUUUUCCUAAAUGUUCUCGUCCCCUAGAGACUGGCCAAUAUGUUGAGCCGAUUCGUGAGCGGCAGUGAUCGGAGUCUUGACAGGGAAUUCAACUGUACAGUCCGACUGCUGGACGACUCGGAAUACACUUGCACGGUUCAGAGGGAUGCAAAGGGUCAGUGGCUGUUUGGGCAGGUCUGUCAGCAUCUAAACCUGCUGGAGAAAGACUACUUUGGCAUCAGAUUUGUGGACCCAGAAAAGCAACGGCAUUGGCUGGAGUUCAGCAAGCCAAUUACCAAACAAAUGAGAUCUCAGCCACCAUACACCAUGUGUUUGCGUGUAAAGUUCUAUCCUCCGGACCCUGCAGCUCUUAAAGAAGAGAUCACUAGAUACUUGGUCUUCCUACAGAUUAAAAGAGAUUUGUAUCAUGGCCGACUUCUGUGUAAAAGUUUGGAUGCUGCCACAUUGGCGGCAUAUAUUCUGCAGGCUGAGAUUGGAGACUAUGACCCAGGAAAGCAUCCAGAAGGUUACAGUUCUAAGUUUCAGUUUUUUCCCAAGCAUUCUGAGCGCCUGGAACGCCGCAUUGCUGAAAUCCACAAAACGGAGCUGAUAGGCCAGAGUCCUGACUCAUCCGAGUUGAAUUUCUUAAGGAAAGCUCAGACUCUAGAAACAUACGGAGUAGAUCCACACCCCUGCAAGGAUGUGUCUGGCAAUGCAGCAUUUCUAGCUUUUACCCCGUUUGGCUUUGUGGUUCUGCAGGGGAACAGGAGGAUUCAUUUCCUCAAAUGGAACGAGGUGACCAAACUGAAGUUUGAAGGAAAGACAUUUCAUAUAUAUGCAACUCAUCAAGAGGAUCAGAAGAUCAUCUUGACCUAUUUUGCUCCAACGCCAGAGGCUUGCAAGCACCUGUGGAAGUGUGGGGUGGAAAACCAGGCUUUCUACCAGUUUGAGAAAUCAAGUCAAGUUCGCACUGUUUCUAGUAGUAAUCUCUUUUUCAAAGGGAGCCGUUUUAGAUAUAGUGGUAAAGUGGCAAAGGAGGUGAUGGAGCUGAGUGCCAAAAUCCGAAGAGAGCCUCCAGAGAUCCACAGGGCUGGGAUGGUCCCCAGUAGGAGUUGUCCUUCAAUCACUCAUGGCCCACGACAGAGUAGUGUUCCCCGAACACGCAGGAGAGCAGUCCAUAUUUCCAUCAUGGAGGGUUUGGAGUCCUUGCGUGACAGUGGCCAUUCCACACCAGUGCGCUCUGUCUCCAAUGGCAACUCAUUCCUGCGCACCCAUGGAAAUUCAGCUGAAGGAGGAAAUGGGACGUCAGAAUUCUCAGAGGACUCCUACAGUCCCUCUGACAGCAUGCUUCCCACACCGGUGUUCAACGAGCACUCUUCAGACCAGGCUCAUGUUCGUCACACCAAUGGCCCCCGCAGCAUCCAAGAUGAUCGGGGAACAGAAUUAGGCACACUAGACCGGGCAAGGCUACUUGGUGUUAUGUCCAAAGGUAAACGUUUUCACCUGGAGAAGACUCGGCCGAUCCAACACAGCCCAGAGAAAGAGCAGGUAAAUGAGUUCAUCUGUAGCUUGGCACGUCUUUUCUUAGUGACCCUGGCUCUGCUCUUUGCUCUCCUUCUCCUCCUUAUAGCGUUAACAGAGUCUGAGCUAGACUUGGCCUUUCUUAGGGACAUCCGGAGGACACCCGAAUUCCAGCAGUUCCACUAUGAAUACUUCUGCCCCCUUAGGCACUGGCUGGCCUGCAAGUUGCGCUGGAUGGGUGGACAUCUCAUCAAUAAAUGAUAGUCUCAAGGGACAAGUAGUCUGUGAGUGGGACGUGUCAAGUAGUAAUGUCAUGGUACCAUGAAAUGAGAAAUUACUAUUAUCUAGAGUACAUUGCCAAAGCCGUGGACUCCCUAAUACCAUGCCAAGACAACUGUGUAUGUUUCAGCUCUAGUUUUUGUGCAAUUGUUCUCUGCAGAAUUGUAGUUGAGUAAAAAUAUGGUAUGUGUAGCUCUAUAAAUGCUGCUGUCACCCACUAUUCCUUUAUCUAUUAUUGAAAUAUAAUAAUAACUACACUCAAAGAAUGCUCCCCCAGACUGUGAAGAGUGACCUCAUACUGCAGUCAAAGACAAAGAUGCCUUCAUUGAUCAGAUUUGUUCAAAUACUGUAGAUAGAGGCCUAAAAGGUGCAUUAAUGGCAGAAUGAAGUUGAAAAUGGCUUGAGUUUUUUUUGGAUGAAGUACUUUGCAAGUGUAAAAUGUUACAGGGUGUACAUUUGAUCCAUACCACACCGGAAACAUGAAUGUGGGUGAAUGGUAUGGUUCAAAGCUAUUGAUAGAGUUAUCUCUUUUCAACAUUGCUCAUGAGGAUUCAUUUGUAUGAGACAGACUAUAAGAUACUGUUACCAUAUAUUUAAGACAUACUUAUUGGCCUUGACAUCUAGCUAUUCAACCCAAGUGAUAAAAAUUUAUAUAAUUCAUAUUUGUAGCUCAAACAAUGACCACUUAUAUUCAGUGAGAUGUCCUUCGUGGCCUUGAAGUUCAAAUGUUAUGAGAAUGGUGAAGAAAGUGUACUGAAUGGACAGUAUAAUGUGAAAUGUUUGAUAUAAUGUUAUCCAAUUAUCUAUAACCCAAUUUGUAUUGAUUUGUUCAAUUACUUUUAAGCUUGCAAAAAAGUUUUGGAGACCUCAUCCUUUCACUUACACAACCUAUAAUUUCAAAAUGUAAAAUCAAAAUUAUAUUUUAGCAAAUGCCUGUGUAGGUGAUGAAAAAAUGGUUGGUUAUAGAGUUGUGUGAUUUUGACAAGAUCCUAUCCAAAGGACUGAUAAAUGUGUUGUUGUUGUUUUUCUUUUUUGUUUUGUUUGUUUUUUUUUGUUUUUUGUUUUUUUUUUUCUUAAACCAAAUGACCCUAUAUUCAAUUUCUAUUACAUUUCUGUUGUCUUCAGGAAACAUGUAACAUGCACACCCUAUUAUAUUGCUAUUUGUGAAAGUAUGUGUGUUUUCCCAAGGAAGUUAGACUAGUGGGAAAAUAAUUUGAUUCAAAUUGCGAACUGAUGGUACAAAAAUCAUCUGUGGACAUAACUGUCAGACGUUAACAUCUGUGGACAUAACUGAACCAAAUCAGUGCAAAGCACCUGUCGGGCCACUCUGUAAUCGCCUUGUGGUGGGGAGGUACCCCUCGGUUGUUUUUGCCUUCCAUAGUUAGGCCACUGAACAAAAUGGACCUUUUUAUGUAUCUUUGGUUGGAAAGCUUCUGUUAAGAAAGUAAACUAAAACAUGAGUAUAGCUCAUUAGUAGCCUUAAAAUAUCAGGCCUGUAGCAACUGCAUACAGUAUGUCCUGAAAAGGUUUUAAUCAAAUUUGGGGAUUGAAUAAUCUAGAAUGGAAUAUAGUGUGUAAAUGUAAAGUUGUUAUGUACUGUUGUGUGUAGUAUGUCAUUCAUGAAGUUGAGCACAGUAUAACUAGCAACAAUACCAUUAAUGGCACGGGUGAAAACUUGCGUAAUUAUAUCCUGAUGUGUGUGUCUUUGUGGAGGUAAUUAUCAUGCGAACAAAAAAGAAUGAAGCAAUACAAAUUAUUUUGACAAGCCAGCAAAAUUAUUUUCUCAACCUAGAGCAACACGAUGGUUGAGAGCUACAUAAGAAAUUAAGUGAUCUAGGAAUUUGUUGAUUGUCUGUGAAGACUUAUAAAUCAGUGCUCCCAUAUACUGUGACUCUCUAAUCCUUUGUUUAGAAUCAGAGCAGUUUCUGAUGGUGACUGACACUGUUCCAGCCAUUUCAAAUGGUAACAUUCACUCAAAGCAAUAGUAGAUUGAAAUGAAUACAUGUUGCAGCUCAGAAGACAAUCUGAAAUUGUUCAUGUAUUACACUGUUAUACAAUGAUCACUCAGCUGUGCCUGAGCCCAAUAUUUGCUAUCGGAAUACUUCUGUAUAGCAUCAGAUUAUUACUUUUCUGUAAAUUUCAUGACUUUUAUUUUCAUUAUGUUUAAUACCAUAAUUUUUCUAAAUAAAUAAACCUUCU